UGAUUCUUCAUCUCUGAAUCUUGGGUUUCCUCAAUCCUUCCUCACGUGAAGAAAGUUUUGUUCUUUAUGUGUAUUUCUAUCUCAUAAAUGUAGUGUCCCAAAAAAAAUGACGGCUUGACCUAGAGAGAGAGAGACUGUAAAAGUUUGGUAUAGAAAAGUGGGCCUGAGCAGUGAAAAGAAGAGCUAUCAGAAUAUGGGGUGUUUGGCCAUUGGAAGUCUGUAGAGUUGAGUGAUGGCAAUUUGGGUGCUGUUUUUAUCCAUUUUAGACUUCUGGGGUUGUCUAGUUUGUGGUCUCUUUAACACUUCACACACACUGCCCUAAUUACUACUCUCACCUAUUAAAAAGUCUUCUGUUUCAUAAUUGCAAUUCCUGUUUCUUUAGUAAAUGCUUUCAUUUCUAUGAUUUUUAGAUAUUUCUCAUGCUCUCUCCUAACCAAUAUUGCCUUCUUGAUGAAAAUAGAUAAGUUUAGUUUAGAUCCCAGCUCCAAGAUUUAGCUUGUUUCUGGAUUACCUUGUUGGAUUUUGAGUGUGGUGGGUUCUGUUCUUGAAACAAGUUUUGACAAUGGAUUCUUUUUGAAGAAAAUGAAUUGAAUUCUGAAGUUCUAACUAUUGCCUUUCUCUCACGGGUUAUCAUUUUACAGUUGUUGAUUAAAAUAGAUUAGUUUAGUUUAAAUCCCAUCUUCAAGAUUUAUCUUGUUUCUUGAUUCCCUUGUUGGAUUUUGAGUUAGGUGGAUUCUUUUCUUAAAACAAGAUUUAAGAGAGGAUUCUUUUUCAAGAACAAGAAUUGAAUUCUGAGUUCUAACUAUCCUAGAUAGAUGCCUUCUGUUGAAUCGAGUAGCUCCGUGUGGAGUAGGGAGCAGGAUAAGCAGUUCGAGAAGGCGAUAGCUGCUUACCCUGAGAAUUCUGCGGAUAGAUGGGAGAAAAUUGCGGCUGAUGUUUCUGGGAAAUCAGUGGAGGAGAUUAAGCAUCACUAUGAAGUCUUGGUUGAUGAUGUUAGCCGCAUAGAAUCCGGUUUCGUUGAGGUUCCUAGCUACAAUCCCUCCACGGAUGGCUCAUCCAGCCUUGCUGGUGGCGACGGGGCUGCUAAAAAAGGAGGCAGUUUCGGCCAUUUGAACAGUGAUGCCAAGUCGUCCCGCGCAGAUCAGGAGCGCCGGAAGGGGAUUGCUUGGACAGAGGACGAACAUAGAUUGUUUCUCCUUGGUUUGGACAAAUACGGAAAAGGCGACUGGAGGAGCAUUUCUCGUAACUUCGUGGUGACAAGGACGCCAACGCAGGUGGCCAGCCACGCGCAGAAGUACUUCAUCCGUCUCAAUUCCAUGAACAAGGACCGGAGGCGUUCCAGCAUCCACGACAUCACCAGCGUUGCCAACGGGGACGUCUCCACCCCCCAAGGUCCGAUCACCGGCCAGACCAACGGGAGCCCGCCUGCCAAGGGCGCACCAGCGGGAGUGGCCGUGUACGGCGCUCCAGCAGUCGGGACGCCGGUGAGCCUUCCUCCGCCACCACACAUUGCCUACGUCCCGAUGGUGCCUGGCCCCCCGAUGUCGUACCGGGCCUCGGUUCACAGGUGAUGGUCGUGAUGAAAUCUAAUGGACUGUUUAUUGAUUUAUUUCCACUUGAGAAAUGAUUUUUUUUGUGUAUUUUUGCUUUAUAAAUGUUGUUUUAGACCAUUUUCAUAUUUUUAUUUAUUAUCUUAUUGGUUUGGAAUAGUUGAUUGGGAGAGAGAAUAUUGUAUACGUGAGAUUAGGAUUGGAAAAUAUUAAUAUGACUAUAUUGAGACUUUA
This is a messenger RNA of Salvia splendens (bonfire salvia), 1784 nucleotides long. RefSeq names its product transcription factor SRM1. Bases 816 to 1571 code for a protein of 251 amino acids. Gene Ontology annotation, molecular function: DNA binding. The transcript is spliced from 2 exons. The record is from RefSeq and is a predicted model, not a curated record. Lineage: Eukaryota; Viridiplantae; Streptophyta; Magnoliopsida; Lamiales; Lamiaceae.